UGAAUUGGGGUUACCACAGACAGGGUUACGGCCAGGCUGGGUUCAGUGCAGCAAUAAAUGGAGAAGGAGAUCGUCUCUACGUAGGGGCUCCUGGAAGUUACUACUGGCAAGGCCAAAUGUAUUCGAUUGAUGCUCACGCCACCUUUAACUAUACCCCUGGAUAUUUUGGAAGUCCAGGCUAUGGAGCCAAAGGUUCCGUACACCAACAGAGUUUGGAGAAUCGGCCAGCAGUAUUCUCAACAAGAGAGGGGAAAGAGCCCGAUGAUGAUUCCUACUUAGGGUAUUCUACUGUAGUUGGCCAUUUCAAGCAAUAUGAACAGUAUGAAGGAAUUGCUGUUGGAAUGCCAAGGGGCAAUAAACUGAGAGGAAAGGUUCUGCUCUUCACGUGGGAUUUGAAAAACUUCAAAAAUAUAACAAUCAGCAAACAAAUAGGAUCAUAUUUCGGAUAUGCCCUGGCAGCUGCCGACAUUGACGGCGAUAAGAACUUAGAUCUCAUCGUGGGAGCUCCGAUGCACACAGAACCCAACACCGAAGGAAAAUAUGACGUUGGAAGAGUUUACGUCUUCUACCAGACAAACAGUUCCGAAAAAAGUUUCACCUCGCAUCACUUCAUCGAUGGAAUGAACUCCAAGGGGAGAUUUGGACUGUCGUUAGCCUCACUAGGAGAUAUGAAUCAAGACGGAUAUGAUGAUUUUGCAGUUGGUGCCCCAUAUGAUGGUCCUCACGGCCGCGGAGCAGUUUACAUCUAUUAUGGAUCAAAAAACGGAAUCAGAGAAAAACACGGCCAGGUUAUCUUCGCCGAGGAAAUUCAAAGUACUAUAGGUAGCCUUACUACAUUCGGAUUUUCAUUGACAGGAGGAAUGGAUUUAGAUGGUAAUGAGUAUCCAGACAUGGCUGUGGGAGCUUAUCUUUCUGAAACCGCAUUCUUUUUCAGAUCAAGACCAGUAGUUUUGAUAGAUGGUUCCGUAAAAUUUGAAACACCCAAUAAACAAAUAGACAUCAAAAAGAAGAACUGCAAGCUACCAAAUGGACUGGAAGGUACUUGUACCGAUAUUGAAUUCUGUAUAAGGUAUAGUGGAAAAGGAAUUCCCGACCAACUCUAUCUCACUGUACAAUACAUCCUAGAUAACAAAAAACCCAGUGCACCAAGGAUGGGGUUCCUGACCCGUGGUACCCAUACAUUCAAUGACACGAUGCUGUUAUAUAAAGAUAAUAGGGACAAUUGCAAAACUGAGAGAGUUUAUGUUAAAAGUGAAAUCAAAGACAAGUUGACUCCUUUAGAAGCGGAAAUAAGGUUUUUCAUGUUGGACGACACAUCUACAAAUUAUAUACGAAACCCUCAGUCUCAACUGAAACCAGUAUUGGAUUUGAACAAUCCCCCCUCGAUGCACGAUUCAAUUGUCGUACAGAAAAAUUGUGGAGCUGAUAACAUCUGCGUGCCAAAUCUUCAUGUCAACGUCACAUCGAAUGUGGAAAAAUAUCUCCUUGGUUCCAAGAGAAACUUAGAAUUUGAUGUUAUUGUCUCCAAUUUCGGCGAGGACGCAUUCGAAACGACCUUUGAGUUGAAGUAUCCAGAAGGAAUAUAUUACAAGAAAAUCGAUACUAAGGCCAACGUACCUGGAAUAUUGUGUAGCAAUGAAAAUAGAACUAUUAUUUGCGAUAUUGGCAAUCCUUUGCCAGCUGGACGGAUUUGAAUCGUAUCCUGCAACCGUCUAUUAUAAUGAAUCAUCAUACGCAAGUACUGCUCAGGAAAUAAAGAGGGAGAGUGACAUAGGACCUGUAGUCACCCACGUAUAUUAUUUGAGCAACCAAGGACCAGCCACGAUACAAGAAGCUGAAAUUUUUGUUUUGUGGCCUCUCACCACACUUGGAGGAGAUGAUCUCCUCUAUCUUCUAGAUAAGCCCCAUACCCGUGGCAACGUCGUCUGUGAUGCAGCUCCUAAUAACUAUAAACAUUACGAGCUGGAUUAUCAUCGAACUCCUAUUUGGGACAGACUGAAGAUUGAUACGUCAAGUAUUGAACAGACAAGUUCCCAGCAAACCUCGCAAGGCAAAAUAACCGAAACUGGUGGGGGUGUCUCAAGUGGGGUGGGGGUUGUUAAUAAAAAUACCAACAUCGAAAAAGAAAUCAAAGGGAGCGGAGGAGAUUCAUCUUUGGUCUUUGAAAAACGCUAUAACGAAAGUCAGGUCAAUAGUUGGGGAACUCUCAAUCCAAAUGGACUUUAUGAGUACAGAGAAUCUCGAUAUUCUACGACGAUGGUAAAUGGUGUACCGGUUACCAGGUGGGAAAAUAAAACCACCAUCAGAGAUGCCAAAGGAAAUAUUCUGAAUACUUAUUAUUUCAACGACAACACUGAUGAAACGGCGGGAGGCGGUGCGUCAAAAGCUCAUGGAAAAACACAAAAUGAAAUCUCUUCGGAAGGAACUCAAAAAUUCACCAUACACGGAGGAACUGGUGGAGGAGAUUAUUCUUCUUCCUCUUCCUUCGAAAAUCUCCACAACAAUAGUCAAGGCAACAGUUGGGGAACUUUGAAACCUAACGGAUUAUACGAAUAUACCGAGGCUAAAUAUUACACAACAAUGGUCAAUGGUAUACCAGUCACGAAAUGGGAAAAUAAGACUACCAUCAGAGAUGCCAAAGGGAAUAUCGUAAACACAGUCUAUCAAACCGAUAAUACCGAUCAACUGGCGGCUUCUGGGGCCAGAUCGCAAGAAGAAUUGAGAAUACAAGGUGUAAAUUCAGAACAAGAGAAUUACAGGCUGAUGGAAGAACGCAGAAAACAAGAACAAAUUCGAAUAGAUGAACAAAGGAGACUGGAAGAGAAGAGACGUGAAAAUGAACGUAUCAGAAUGGAAGAACAGAGAAGAGAGGAGCAGAGAAGACUGGAGGAACGUAGACGAAUUGAGGAGCAGAGAAGAAUUGAGGAGAGUCGAAGGCUAGAGGAGAAGAGAAGACAAGAAGCCCUAAGGAGGCAGGAAAUGGAAAGACGGCAAGAAGAACAGCGGAGACAAGAAGAACAACGGAGACAAGAAGAACAACGGAGACAAGAAGAACAACGGAAACAAUUAGCAGAUUAUGAAGCAAGGUACGGAACCAGAUACCAAUCAGGGGGAGAAAAUCUGAAUUUCAGAACGGAAGAAGAGAGGAGACGGUAUUAUGAGGAACUGCGAAAACAAGAAAGUCGAAGGCAAGGUUCCAUCGGAAGUUACGAAGGUUUCAAUAUUGGAACGCAAGACAGUUUAGGAGGAAUCAAUAGAGGACAGCAACAAACCACAGUCGAUAGAAACCGAGUACUUACUGGAUACUUUGACGAGAAUGGUGUCUAUCGUGAUAUACCAAGAAACCCCAAAGGACACCUCAUUUAUAAUAGAACGGAUACCGUCGAAACAUCCAUCCCAAUUGACUUACCCGGAGGUUCUCAAAACUUCCGUAAUAACCUAGAAGAAACAGCUCUAGGAUCAGGGUUUACAGUACAAACCUUAGGGGUUGGUGGAGAAGGAAGUGAAAGCAGCCUAAUAGGUUCAGUUUCGGGAACCGAUAGACGACAGGGGGGAUUUCAAAGUCAGUCUGGAAGUCAGUAUUUCAGAGCGGGAGGAUCUGCUUCUGCUGGAGAAACUGGACAGAAUUAUCGUGGACAGGCAGCUUCUGGAAAAUCUGGUAGUUUCAGGACUGAAUGGACUGCAGAUGGAGGUUACUCUGAAACUGGAACAAUUCCUCCAACUUUCUUCCACAAUAAGGUCGAAGUAGAUAAUAUUCCUGUUGGCACACGAAAUGAUCGGGUAUCUAGAUCUAGAGAGAAAAGAAUGAUUCAAAGAGAUCCGUACCAGGAGAUACAAGCAAUGGCUAAGUGCAAUUCCACUAAUUGUGUAUAUAUAAGAUGUGUGGUAGCAGAUCUCGAAAAGGAUAAGGAGGUUGUGAUAGCAUUGAGGUCUCGGUUAAAUGUCAGAGCGAUUAGAGAGCUUACAUCCAAUCAGGCUGUUAAAGUAUCUUCGAUGGUAAUUGGAAAAAUCACGAAAUUACCCUAUCUUGGAAACGUGAGAGAACAAAUAUCGAAAAAACACGAAAUAUUCACAGACAUUCCUGGCAAAGAAGCUGAGUUAGUUCCUGAAGUAGUGCCAUUGUGGGUAUAUAUCGUGUCAUCGGUGGCUGGUAUCAUUAUGCUGCUCCUUUUGAUAUGGAUACUCAGUAAGUGUGGAUUCUUCAAAAGAAAUAGACCUUCUUCCGCGCCAGAAAGACAACCACUGAAUAGGAAUGGAUAUCACAGUGGUGACGAAGCCCUUUAGUUGGAAAUGCAGAACUGUAAUGAAUUACUCAGUAACUAUUAGGACUACUGCCUAACUCGAGACUCAAUUUUUAAUUUAUUAUUAUUGUGUAUAUGUGUUUAGUCGAAUACUUUUAGUUUCCGUAACAUUCGAACUCUUAACUUCUAACAUAUCAACUCGAAAGAGUUCAAGCUUUCUCGUUAGUGAUUUUAUAUAAUGCCGAAUAUUGUUUUGUGCUUUCAUCCUUUUUUAUAACUUAUCCAUCCGUAACGGUUCGUCCUGAAGGCCCGGAAAUAUGGCAUUCAAUUUAUCAGCACUCGGUGUGCGCAGACUGGAUUAUUUUAUGAACUUUAUUUUCAAAGAAUCAAAUGUGCCACUCGUAAGCUAGGUUUAUGAAUAAUUUUUGAUGAUAAAAGAUUAUUGUACGUUUUUGUUAAGUCGAUAUGGCCGGACAAUUGUUCAUCCUCUUUCUUGUUGUACAUUAUCUAUUUUUAAAUGAUUAUUUUUAUUAUAUACUUUUUGUUGUUGAAUUGAUGCGAAGAUGAAGUCUGUACGUACUUAUGAUCUAAUUUCUCGAACUGUAUAAAGCUUUACGUAUUUUUGUCCAACGACUCUGUAAAUUAUAACAAUCGAAAAAAUAUUUAUAACAAACUGUGAAUAAAUGACUAAGAUAAUUUAUU
Molecule: messenger RNA, 4943 nt
Organism: Leptinotarsa decemlineata (Colorado potato beetle)
Lineage: Eukaryota; Metazoa; Arthropoda; Insecta; Coleoptera; Chrysomelidae
Gene: if
Product: integrin subunit alpha inflated
Biological process (GO): cell-cell adhesion; integrin-mediated signaling pathway; cell adhesion mediated by integrin
Cellular component (GO): external side of plasma membrane; integrin complex
Molecular function (GO): integrin binding
Source: RefSeq, a predicted model, not a curated record